AUGGCCAACAUGUUAUCGACAGAGAAUGAUUUCGAGCCAGCAUACAUUGGAUAUUUUUUCAUUUUAUUUUCUGGACUCACUGCUUUUAUUAUUUCCUUAUUUGUAUGGAUGAAAUGGGAUACCGAUAAGAAGAGCCGAAAUGAAAGACAAGAUUUGUUAGACUCAGAGCAAAAUACGGAAGACGAAAAUUUGAAAACAAAAAAUAAAGCUAAUUCUUUUUCGAGAGAUGCAAGAAAACAAGGAAAAUGGAAAUUUAACAAGAUGCGAACGCUACAAUUUGAACAUCCAUGGCUCAUGACAACAUUAAAAGGCCACGUAAGCGAUGUCAUGGAUUUGGAUUUUUCUUCAAACGGCAGAUAUCUUGCAUCAGUUAGCUCAGAUCGCUCACUUUAUCUCUGGAAUGAUUUUGGUGAGCGUGAUCAUAAAUUGCAUCGCUGUGGUGUUGAGUUGGACGGUGCAAGUCAUAUCGUCUUUGCACCUGAUUCAAAAUGUUUACUUAUGAGUCUACAAAUUGCUAAUAAGUUGGAUGUUUACAAAAUAACAAAGAGGGAAGGUACUCAGAGUUAUAAGAUUUCGCGUAUUGAAAGUGUUGGAUUCCCGGUUGUCCAUACCGAAGAUAUCAGUAACAUCGGAAUUGCUUGUAAUGGAAAAUUUGUGAUGUCAGCAUCAGCCGAUAAUCAGCUUGUGAUAUAUAGCAUUCACGGAGAAGUUCUCAAAAAGAUUGAACUAAAAUUGAACAUUCUCUACAGUGCAUGUAUUUCGCCGUGUGCUCGUUUUGUUGGAGCUAGUGGUUUCACACCCGAUGUCUUUGUUUUUGAAGUAUUAUUUGAUCGUCAAGGAAACUUCCAGGAUGUGAAGAAAGCUUUUGAACUAAAAGGUCAUAAUUCUGGUAUUUACUCAUUUGCUUUCGAUCAGAGUUCAACACGGUGUGUUACAGCAUCUAAGGAUGGAACAUGGAAUGUCUACAAUACUGACGUGCGUUAUUCACAAGGGGAAGAAGCUAAGAUUAUUGCCAGUGGUGAAUUUGAAGUGCUGAAGAAUGCUCCUCCUGAAUCAGUCAAAGUAGUCAUGAGUUCAUCUGGAAAUAGUUUUGCUAUAUCAGCUAGUCGUCAUAUACGUUUGUACAGCACUUUACAACCUCAGAAAGAAUUUAAAAUGAUUCUGGAUGCACACGAUAAGCCGAUAACUGGCCUACGGAUGAGUUCAUGCGGGAAAAUGAUAGCAAGUUGCUGUGAUCGAUAUAUUAGGAUAUUUCAUAAUGUCGCAGAAUUUUAUAGUAAUGUAGUAUUGCUAGAAAAAACAAUACAAGAAACUUGUGAAGAUGGCAGGAAACGACGUCUUGAGGAGCAGUUGCGUGAAGCCAAGCGAGUACUUAAUCCUUUUUCGUUUUAUUAA
Messenger RNA from Acanthocheilonema viteae, 1395 nucleotides. The record is from the annotation of a GenBank genome assembly. Lineage: Eukaryota; Metazoa; Nematoda; Chromadorea; Rhabditida; Onchocercidae.